AUGUCCGGUUCAGGCGAUAAGAUCAAUGUUUUCCCGUCGCGCAUGGCGCAGACGCAGAUGAAGCUCCGCCUCAAGGGUGCCAAAAAGGGCCAUAGCCUGCUCAAGAAGAAGGCCGAUGCCCUUACUCUGCGUUUCCGCGCCGUCCUCCGCCAGAUCGUCAAGAACAAGACUUUGAUGGGUGAGGUGAUGCGCAAGGGCGCCUUUUCUCUGGCCUCGGCUCAGUUCCACGCCGGCAACUUUGGAUCGACGGUGCUUCAGAAUGUGAACAAGGCUACCAUGCGCGUGCGGGCGCAGAAGGACAACGUGGCUGGUGUUCAACUGCCCGUCUUUGAGCACUACACGGAUGGCACCGUCAGUAACGAUCUUACUGGUCUGGCUCGCGGUGGUCAGGUCAUUCAGAACUGCAAGGCCUCAUGGCAGGAGGCUGUCAAGCUGCUGGUCGAACUCGCUUCGCUUCAGACAUCCUUCGUCACCCUGGAUGAGGUGAUCAAGAUGACCAACCGUCGUGUCAAUGCCAUCGAGCACGUUAUCAUCCCCCAAAUUGAGCGAACACUCAGCUACAUUGCCUCGGAACUGGACGAGCGCGAGCGCGAGGAGUUUUAUCGUCUUAAGAAAAUUCAGGAGAAGAAGGCCCAAAUUAAGGAGCGCAAGGAAGCUGCUGCCGCACUUGCCGCCGCCCAGGGUUUGUGUCCUUUUCCGGCUGUUCUCGCAAACGAGGAUCAGGAUGAAGACAUUCUGUUUUAA
Molecule: messenger RNA, 744 nt
Organism: Monosiga brevicollis MX1
Lineage: Eukaryota; Choanoflagellata; Craspedida; Salpingoecidae
Exons: 8
Coding region: 1-744 (247 amino acids)
Cellular component (GO): proton-transporting V-type ATPase complex
Molecular function (GO): proton-transporting ATPase activity, rotational mechanism
Source: RefSeq, a predicted model, not a curated record